CUAAGAAGUUGGAUAUUUCUUCCUGUUCCCAAGGCAAGAAAGACGUCCUCUAUGAAAAAGCAAGCACAGCCUUUGCCAGCCAAAAUGGAACCAGUGCAUAUUAUCCCCUAAUUCAGCCAUAUCUAGGUGGAGCUCCUGCUGAGGACCUGAAAAGGCUGGCUGGAUCUCAGGUUGCGAUGGAUAUUGCCACAUUUACUAAUCUGAAGCCAGAAGAGCUACAGAAACUGAGCGUCCAGGAUGUGAAAGGGUUGCUUGGUGUAAAUUUGCCUGAUUUGAAAGAAGUUGAGAAUGAUCCUUCGGUAGCCCUGUGGAUCAAGAGCCAUUUUCAGUCUGAGCUGGACACUCUUGAGAUUGGUCUGAGAGGAGGGAUGACCUCUCUGUCCUCCACAGCAACCAGCAUCACAGUAGCAGAUGCCUCCGAGUCUACAACACCCAUUGACACGCCAACAGCUGAUCCUCCUACUGCUCCCAGUACGGGGUCAACCUCAUUUGCCACAAGUGACUCAGUGACCUCUGGUGACAAUGCAGCAGUGUUCGCCAGCAGCAGUGCUGCUAUGCAACCCCUUUCGACGCCACUCUUUGAAACCAGCACUGCGGCCAAUGAAACCUCUUUUGUCUCCACCAACAUCACCCGCACAAGGAUCGCCAUAGAUCCCAGAGUUGCUUUCUCCACCCAAGUCCCAGCUAUCUCAUCCAGUGUCACAACUACUUCAGAUGAUACCAUCAGUGGAACAUCGGCCCCUACCACAGCAAGAGAUGUCAACACAACUACCUCUGGCAGAAGUUCAGCAGAUUCCAGCGACACCGGAACCGAUAGCACGACUUUACCUACCAUCCCGAUAGACUCCACCAUUGCAGUUUCCACCAAAAUAAUAGCUACCUCCUCCAAUGUCACAACUGCCUCAAAUGAUACUGUUGGCGGAAUACCUGACCCUACCUCUGCAACAGGCAUCAAUGUGACUGCCAGCACCACACCAGCCUCCAACUCCACCAUGAUCAAUGAUGCAAGUCUCCCUACCACUGCAGUGGACACAAACCUGACUGCCUCCACCAACACUACACCAGCCUCUGACACCACCACGUUCAACGAUACGAGUCUCCCUACCACUGCAAUGGAGACCAACCUGACUGCCACCACCAACACCACACCAGCCUCUGACACCACCACGUUCAAUGAUACAAGUCUCCCUACCACUGCAAUGGAGACCAACCUGACUGCCGCCACCAACACCACACCAGCCUCCGACACCACCACGUUCAACGAUACAAAUCUCCCUACCACUACAAUGGAGACCAACCUGACUGCCUCCACCAACACCACACCAGCCUCUGACACCACCACAUUCAACGAUACAAGUCUCCCUACCACUGCAAUGGAGACCAACCUGACUGCUGCCAUCAACACCACACCAGCCUCUGACACCACCACAACCAGCUAUACAAGUCUCCUUACCUCUGUCACCAAUGUGACUACUGUCAUCAGUGCAACUGUUUCCCACACACCUGCCAUCAGCACAAACCACACUUACAGUGCAAAUGCAACCACAGCUGGCACCAGCAAUGGAACUUCCACUACGCCUGGCAUGACUGCUACAUCUUCUGAAAGGCCUUCAGCACCACCUAAGCCCAUGCCAAAUGCCACAACCCCAGCACCCACCAGUGCAGCCACAAAAAUGAAGGAAACGAUGUCAACUGCUUCAAGCAAGACUACCGUUCAUGUCCCAGAAGCAUCCCCUAAGACAGGAGUCUCACUAGGGCCCGUCUCACCUCAAACCACAAGGAGAGCCACCAGCAGAACACCUUCGAGAACGAGACCACCAUUGCAGCCAACACCAAAUGGCUACAUCAAUGUUCAGCCACUAAGUGGCAAGCAAGAGGCAUUAUCGGAGUUCAAGGUCAAGGACACACUCCAGUCAUGCCAAAGCACUGGAGGGUGUGAGGCAGGGACGCCGGUGGGUGUGGCCUAG
This is a messenger RNA of Lacerta agilis (Sand lizard), 1967 nucleotides long. RefSeq names its product mucin-5AC-like. The record is from RefSeq and is a predicted model, not a curated record. The transcript is spliced from 4 exons. The coding region runs from base 177 to 1967 and encodes 596 amino acids. NCBI's taxonomy places the organism in Eukaryota, Metazoa, Chordata, Lepidosauria, Squamata, Lacertidae.